Torulaspora globosa is the source of this 2109-nucleotide messenger RNA. RefSeq names its product Aim3p (gene AIM3). The transcript has a single exon. Gene Ontology annotation, biological process: barbed-end actin filament capping. Gene Ontology annotation, cellular component: actin cortical patch. The coding region runs from base 1 to 2109 and encodes 702 amino acids. The record is from RefSeq and is a predicted model, not a curated record. NCBI's taxonomy places the organism in Eukaryota, Fungi, Ascomycota, Saccharomycetes, Saccharomycetales, Saccharomycetaceae.
AUGAGUGACUUUUGGGACAAGAAUAAAGGAUCAAUCACUUCAGGAUUGAAGAGCGCAGGAAAGUACGGUUACCAGGGCACUAAGUAUAUUGCCAAGACCGGCUACAAGGCAGGUAAGAAGAACUUUAACAGCAGCAAGAAGGAUGGGCAUGGCAAGAAGGAAGGAGAGGAGGAGGAUGAAGACGAAGGCUACGCAAAACAUGACAACUACAGAAGCCACUACAGAGAUCCCUCGACUUUUCCACCGCCGCCGGUAAGAGGACCCUCAAGCCAACAAUAUCCGUCUUCAUAUCAGCAGCAACCUCCAUCUCAGCAGCAACCUCCAUCUCAGCAGCAAACUCUGCCUCAACAAUUACCUGCAUAUCAACAGCAACCUCAAUAUCAGCAACCUCAAUAUCAGCAACCUCAAUAUCAACAAACUGACCAGCAACCACCUCAGCCGCCUCCAAGGUCGAUAAGCAGCCAAGGAGCACAAGGCAUAUCUGUACCUGGCCCAGCAGCAACUACUGUGUCAUCCGGUGACAGCGUGGUGGUACCACAGAACUUUGAUUCUCAAGCCAGUCAAAUUACCACGGCGGCCGCAUCCCAUGCUUUGGCGGCUCCGGACAUGGAGCAUCGACCAGCACAUGAUUUACCUCCGCUAGCCGACAGUGCAAGACCGGCAUACGACAGGGCUGGAUUUCCCAGCCCGCCUUUGGCCGGCAGAGAGGCCCAAGCUAAUUUUACGUCUGCUACCAGCAUUGGUGGGCGCUCAGGAGCAUCGGUCCCCGAGGUGACGCCAUUCGAGUACGGUAGCUUAGAAGCUAGAACUUUGGCUUCACGUCUUCCAACAACUGCGGUUGAUCUGACGGCUUUACCGCCUCCGCCCACCCAUAAGGACAGGAGCACACCUGACCUUACAAGUGGCACCGCCAAUACCCCCAAACAGACGAAGUACCAAAUUAGGGAGUGUCCUUCGCCGGGAGGCGUUGAAUCAGUAGUCAAAUCUGGUCCGCCGGUUGAAAUUGGAACAGUCGGGACCGAGGCGCAAACCGCAAGGCCUUCGGCAGGAUCACCGCCGACAAUUCCAUCAAGACAAGCUGCACAGCAAAGCGCAAUGAGUUCUCAAGCAAAUCCUUCCUUUAUGGAAGAUACUUCUGCCAAGAAUACAGAUAAAGAGGCUCGCGGUAUUACCGGUAGAUUCGAUUACGAGGUGAAAGUUGACUAUGCUCCACCACCAAAGCCACACAGAGGCCCCCGGGAUGCGAGCUCAAAACCCAUCGCUAGAACGCCUGCCCCUUUGACACAAAAGGCGGAAUCUAACGAACCUUCCUCUGUCUCAUCUUCACCAGCGCUUCCAAAACGCCAGCUGACAAGUACUGCAGUAAAUUCUAACGGAACUUCAGUUACUUCGGGUACUACUUUUCAGCCCCCACCCAAGCCUUUCAGGCGGCCACAGGCCAGCCAGCAUUCAAGCUACUCCUCUACAUCUUCAUUUCCAACGGCAAUUAAAAGUGACGACGGACAACAAAGCAAAGACGUAUCGUCUUUCCCACCGCCACCCGUGCGAGCAAGGCCCUCUGCUCAGUCAGUUGUUCCAACCCAUGAUGAAGGUUGCAGUGGUGCACCACCAAUCAAUCCUAGAGGCCGCUUGCCCAGUGAGUUCCUGCCAACCGAGCGACAGCAUCCGAUUGAUGAAAGCACCGAUUCAAUAGCUGGUAGAAAGAAGGCGCCACCGCCUGCCGUUAAACCCAAGCCUAGAGGGCUAUUGAGCAGAAGCUCCACUGCUAUACCCCAUCCUGGUCGCGAAGAUCGUGAGCAAUCAAAUGCGCCUGAUGUCUCUGCCAUAACAGAUGAACUUGCUCAUGUAAGGUUGAGAAAAUCUGGUUCUAGUCUACUGCAUAACGAUACGGUGGGGGAUAGCAAGGAGCGCGAUCAGCCCACGAGGAGCACCAUCCGUCCAGCUGUUCCUCCUAAGAGAUCAUCAUUGAAACAUGUUCCUCCCGUUUCAACGAAAACGUCGUCCGACAAGGCCAGCACAAACGGCAGCGGUCAAACAGACCCGGCGAAUCCAUUUGAACUCUACCUCAAAGACGCGGUACCCUCCGAAGAGAACCGCUUUCAUAAGUAG